This is a messenger RNA of Anopheles stephensi (Asian malaria mosquito), 914 nucleotides long. Its product is annotated as outer dense fiber protein 3-B-like. The record is from RefSeq and is a predicted model, not a curated record. Lineage: Eukaryota; Metazoa; Arthropoda; Insecta; Diptera; Culicidae. The transcript is spliced from 2 exons. Bases 94 to 786 code for a protein of 230 amino acids.
AGAGUGGAACUUCAUUCGAUCGUGGAAGGUUGGAGAAAAAUUCAAGUGUAAUAAAUUUCGAAGCACUUCGAACAAAACCACACACACAAAAAAAUGAGUCAAAAGAAUAAAGGCCCCGGUCCAGCGGCAUACGGACUGCCAACGGAAGUCGGAUACAAUCUGCACGAUCCGCGGAAGGAACGAAAACCGAUGUUCACGAUGCGACCGGCGUUUAAAACCAAGUACGAAACGAUCGGUCCCGGUCCGGCUACCUACGAUCUCAAGAAGCAAACACGUGUCGGUGGUCCGCGUGAUCCUAAGUAUUCACUGGCGGCCAGAAUCGAUCCACUGAAGCAGGACCAUAUUCCCGGACCGGGGGCACACAACAAUCAUCUCGUGCCGACUAUGAAAUGUAAACGGGCGCCUCAGUUCAGCUUUGGACAGCGUAUCGAUGUGCCGAACAAGGAGAUUAUACCGGCACCGAACCGAUACGAUGGGCUCAUCUGUAUGACCCGCACAAAGGCACCGUGCUUUUCGAUGGGAAUCAAAACGAAAGAGAUCCACGGAUUAGAAGGUCCCGGACCGGCUGGAUACGGUCCUACGUCACGCGAUGUCACCCAUAGACGGGCCCCUAGCUUUGCGUUGCGGCAGGGACACAAGUGUCCGGUUAGUCGAUUGCCUCAUCCAGGCCCAAAUCACUAUCCGCUAAUGAAUCUGCGCGUUGGUGCCACCGCCCCGAGCUUCAGCUUUGGUGUGAAAUAUCCAGAAUGGAAGGAUCCAAUGAUUAUCCCCGGUGACAACUGUUAGACGCGACUGUUCUAGAUGGCCAAAUAAAAACAUUAUAAUCAGUAACGGUUUUAUGACACAAAAAAGCCUUAAAACUCAUUGAAUAAUUAAUCUAAAUAAAAGCUUUAUCUUAACCCGAAUGAGCCGAC